AUGCGCAGGCAAUGUCCUGCUUUGCGACACGUCGGCGACGGAUGUAGUGCUUGCGACCAUGACAAGCAACUCAAAGACUUGUCUUCUCUCGUUCCGCUGCUAGCUGUGGUACGAUGGGGAGCCUACCUGCUGCAGUGGUUCUGGACGUAUGCUUGGCAUCUGCCCCUUCAAACAAUGCGACUGACCGGCUUCUUUGCCCGGCUUGUUCUGUAUGUUAUCUUCCUUUUCCCGGGUAUGAUGUUUGGACUUAUGUAUUGGGCUUUCGCUGGCGAGAACAUUAUCAGUGUGAGCUACAAGGAGAAGGGAGGGCGUCGUCAUACCUGCGACGUCUACCUCCCAAGCGCCCUUGCGGGAGCUCCGAGCUCGGGACGGCCACAGAAGGCACCGGUGGUAGUCCUCGUCCCGGGUGGUGCGUUCCUUCUGGGCCAUAAAGGCUACGUGACGAUGCUCUGCAGAGCAUUGCGAAGUGUGGGAUUUCUCUGCAUCGCGGUCGAUUACCGCUACUGGCCGCAAACAACAAUUGAUGGAAUGGUGGAAGACGUUAAUGAGGCUGUUGCAUGGUCUUUUCAGCACUGUGAAGCAUAUGGUGGCGAUCGGAAACAGGUAGCGAUUUUGGGACUGUCGUCAGGCGCACACGUUGCUGCGUUGCUCCUUACACGACGGGCAGCACAAGAGAAGAGGGCAACAAGACCAGGCUUGCUGUCUUGGACCACUUCAGACGUGCUUGGCUUCAUUGGCCUUGGUGGCAUCUACCACUUUCAUGGCGCCUUCAUGUCGCACUUACAUGCCAAAGGCAUCGACUUUGUGCUACAGCGCCUCGUGCUAGGGGAAAGUGAAGCUGUACGAGAGAACCGAUCGCCAGCCGUCUUAAUUCGUCGCGAUAAAGAUCUGGCCGGCCGCAUGCCUCCGGUGCUCUUGGCACACGGCACCAGCGACAAAAUUGUUCCACAGGAACAGUCCGAGACAUUCCGGAGCGUUUUGUCUGCUGCUGGCGCGGAUGUGCAACUAAUCUUUAGUGAAGGUGAAGGGCACAACGACCCUGUAAUCCACAGCCCGCUGAUGAGCAAUCACAACACGGUUCAGGCGAUUCUCUUGGCCAUGAAACGUUGGAGCUCGAAGAAAGCGAAAGAGGAAACGGAUCAUGCUUGUGAAGAGCUCUUCCAAGCCUUGCCCACAUGGCCUCGGACUCCACUGUCGGCCCGCGACAGUGGAGCAAGUCCUGGACUCCAGAACGAUGCAUGUUCUCAGCAAGAUGAGAUCCAUGGCUGCAUCAGUACUGGCAAGGAGGCAAAUGUGUACUAUGCCACAUCUGGCGAGGGCAUCGAGCGAGCGGUCAAGGUCUACAAGACGUCCAUUCUCGUCUUCAAGGAUAGGGCUCGCUACGUCGAAGGGGAGUUCCGCUUCCGGCAGGGCUACUGCAAGGGCAACCCGAGAAAAAUGGUCGCUCAAUGGGCGGAGAAGGAAAUGCGAAAUCUGCGCCGGCUUGCAGCCGUCGGGAUUCCCUGCCCAGAGGUGGUUGAUGUCCGCCAAAAUGUGCUGGUGAUGGAGUUCCUCGGCCACGACGGGAAUGCUGCUCCACGACUGAAGGACACUGAGGGGCUUGAUGCCUCGGCCUGGGAGCAGCUAUAUGUCGACUGUGCCGUGCUCAUGCGGGGAAUGAUGCAGCGCUGCAAGCUGGUGCAUGGUGACCUCUCAGAGUACAACAUGUUAUACAGCGACGGUAAGCUGUACAUCAUUGAUGUGUCCCAGUCCGUGGAGAGCGAUCACCCUCAAGCACUGGACUUCCUCAAGAGAGACUGCGUGAACGUCAACAACUUCUUUGCAAAGCGAAUGUCUACAAGAGCUGUACCAGUAAAGCGCCUUUUCGAUUUUGUUGUUACUCGUGAGCUGCCAAGGCUGGGCACAGCUGCAGAGAGCUCUGAGGAUGAUGAAGCUUUCAAGGUCGCUGCACAAGCUGUGGCAUUUCAGGAGCCCAUGGUAGGCGAGCUAGGUCGGAAGCAUUCCACACAGAAGCUUUCACAAACAUACUACUCGUCUUGCCCAACCGGUACAUUUUCCACGGUUUGCCACAUUCAACAGUACUCGAACGCGCACCUUACUCUAACAUCCAGGUCUGUCUGCUGCCGCCUUUACGCUGACGGCACGAGAGGGUCCUCUUGA
Messenger RNA from Symbiodinium sp. CCMP2592, 2160 nucleotides. The record is from the annotation of a GenBank genome assembly. NCBI's taxonomy places the organism in Eukaryota, Dinophyceae, Suessiales, Symbiodiniaceae.